AAGCCGCUUAUUUUUUUGGGUAUAAAAAGGCUAUCAAUAAACUAUAAUUUUCAAGGAAGAAAAUAUCGAAAUUUUCCUGCAAUUAGCUAGGUAUAUAAACCAUGGCUACUUUAGUCCUGCUUUUGCUGUUUUAUCUUUUUCAUCUUCAACUGGAUGUUCUUGCAUUGCCCGCUUCGUCUGAUUAUAAUUUUAGUUACAUGAAAUCUGUAUACAAUGCCAUUGAUCUACCAGCUAAAGAAUUAUAUGACUACAUAGUAGUUGGAGGGGGUACAGCAGGUUGUUCUUUGGCUGCAACUUUAUCAGAAAAAUACUCUGUGCUAGUCCUGGAAAGGGGCAAUGUUCCUGCCGCAUACCCACAAGUCUUGAGCACAAAUGGGACAUUAUAUAACCUCAUUCAAGAAGACAACGGUAAAACACCUGCUCAACGAUUCAGAUCAGAAGAUGGAGUUGCAAAUGCCAGAGGGAGAAUUCUUGGUGGGAGCAGCAUGAUCAAUAUUGGUAUCUACUCCAGAGCCGAAGAUGAAUUCUAUCGAGAAUCAGGCAUUCCAUGGGACAAGGAUCUUGUUCUAAAGGCAUACAAGUGGGUGGAAGAGACUAUUGUGUUCCAAUACAAUUUGUCGGCUUGGCAAUCCAUUGCAAAACAAGCUUUAUUGGAAGCUGGUGUUGUUCCUGACAAUGGAUUUAACUUGAACCACAUAGUAGGAACCAAAGCUACCGGUUCAACCUUCGACGACAAAGGAAGGAGACACGGAGCUGUGGAGCUGCUCAACAGAGGAGAACUCAAAAACCUGCAAGUUGCAGUUGAGGCCACAGUAGAGAGAAUCAUCAUCUCUAAUAAGUUUCCUUCCAAAGAUUCGAGCUUGACUGCCAAAGGAGUCAAAUACAGUGAUUCAAAAGGGAGGACUCAUCAUGCAUUUGUAAGAAACAAAGGAGAGGUGAUAUUGAGUGCAGGGACAAUUGGUAGCCCUCAACUUCUUCUUCUCAGUGGAGUUGGUCCUGUUCCUGACCUGUCUUCACUUCAAAUCCCAGUUGUUCACCACAAUCCUUAUGUGGGGAAGUUUAUGGCUGAUAAUCCUCGCAAUAACAUCAACAUUGUAGUCCCAUUUGCAUUAGACCCAUCACUUGCACAGGUUGUAGGAAUUACCAGUGAAUUCAAUUACAUAGAGACAUUGUCCUAUACUCUGCCAUUUUCUUUUCCUAUACCUUUUGGCCUUUUCCCAAACGCAAUAUCUCCGUUAAAUGCCAGUUUGGCAACCAUUGUAGUCAAAAUACAAGGACCCCUGUCGAGCGGUUCACUCAGAUUGGCUUCGUCUUCUGAAGUGAGAGUCAGUCCAAUUGUCAGAUUCAAUUACUUUGAUAAUCCUAUUGACCUUGCUCGUUGUGUUAAGGGGGUGAGGAAGGUUGGUGAUGUAUUGAAGACCAAAGCCCUGAAACCAUUUAAGACUAGAGAUUUGCAAGGCAGAGAAAGUUUCAUGUUUUUAGGACCAAGGUUGCCAGAGAACCAGUCUGAUGAGUCGGCAAUGGACAAGUUUUGUAGAGCGAGUGUCACCACAUUUUGGCAUUACCAUGGAGGCUGCUUGGUGGGGAAGGUAGUGAAUGGUGAUUUGCGAGUGAUGGGGAUCAACGGACUUCGCGUUGUAGACGGAUCCAUCUUUAAUAGGUCACCAGGGACCAACCCUCAGGCCACAAUCAUGAUGUUGGGCCGGUACGUUGGACUUAAGAUGCUUCAGGAAAGAAGUUGAAGAGCAAAAUCGAGAAGCCAAUGUUUGAUAUUUAUUUAAUUUGGUUUAGGCAUCACAAAUAAAUUAAAUAAAAGUUCAAAAAUGUGUCAUACUAUUCUUGAACGACGACUAUUCAGUAUGUGUUUGGAUGAAUAAACUACUAAAGUAAUACUACGUAUGUGUUUGCAAAAUAUAAAAUUGCACAUGCAAGUUUUUUUUUUCUUCAUUUCAAAAUUAAAAUAUUCCUUUAUAAUUAAGUUUGCGACCACAUGCACUCUGCUCAAAAUUACGGCCAAUGUUCAUGUCAUAUGGUCAAAAGCAAUGACUUGGCUUAGUUAGCAACUUUCUGUUCUGUUGCAUUCCACUGUACUCUGUUUGGCUUACAUUUGAACAUACGGCUGGCUUACUCUGUCCUGGUUGAAAGGGGCAGUGUUAUAUACUGCUGCAUACCCAACCGCCUUAAAUGCAAACGGGUGAUAAGCUAAUCUCAUGUAAGAAGACGAUGGUAAGAUACCUGCUCACAGGUUCAUAUCAGAAGAUGAUGUGAAAAAUGUGAGAGGAAGGAUCCUUGGUGGGAGCAGCAUGAUAAAUAUAAGGGUUGAAUGCAUUUUGGAUUCUGAA
Molecule: messenger RNA, 2342 nt
Organism: Ziziphus jujuba (common jujube)
Lineage: Eukaryota; Viridiplantae; Streptophyta; Magnoliopsida; Rosales; Rhamnaceae
Product: (R)-mandelonitrile lyase 2-like
Exons: 4
Coding region: 102-1742 (546 amino acids)
Molecular function (GO): flavin adenine dinucleotide binding; oxidoreductase activity, acting on CH-OH group of donors
Source: RefSeq, a predicted model, not a curated record